UCCACGAGUAAGAAAGCCGCCACGAGACUCCUCUCUCUCUCUCUCUCUCUCUCUCUCUGGCUCCGUCUUAUCCGUCGGCGAGAGACAGUAGAUUCAUCGGCGGUAUCUAUCUGUUGAAACAUCCAGAUUUGGGCCGAGAGGGGAUACAUGGAGGAGGAGGCUGCUGGACUUCUUAAGGUGAUCAUCGUGCAAGGAAAGAAUCUGGCGAUUCGAGAUUUUACUAGCAGUGAUCCGUAUGUUGUGGUCAAAGUCGGAAAUCAGAGUGCCAAGACAAAGGUCAUCAAUAGCUGCCUUAAUCCGGUUUGGAAUGAAGAGCUGAUAUUUACUCUAAAAGAACCUCUUGGUAUCUUAAAUCUGGAGGUGUUUGAUCGAGACAGGUUCAAGUCAGAUGACAAGAUGGGUCAUGCCUUCCUCGACCUCCAGCCCCUUCUCUCAGCUUCGAAGCUCAAACGGGCUCUGCAGCUCACCUCAGGCGAGACCAAGCUGCGGAAAGUGGCUCCAGAUUGCGAUAAUUGCCUCCUGGCCAGUAGUUGUAUCACGUACGUCAAUGGCGAGAUCGUGAUGGACGCAUGUCUGAGGCUUUGCGAUGUCGAGUCUGGUGAGUUGUAUGUGACAAUCAAGUGGAUCGAUCAUCCCUCCUCUGCAGUAGCUCCUGUUAAGAAGGCUUAGGUUGAUGUAAGAUGUUUGAUGUAUCUUAUUCUCUGGUUUGGCAGAGUAGAAGGAAUCAUCUGUACAUACAUGUUGUAAUUGUUGGUCAAUCUAAUGAUGAAAGCUUUGUGUUGCUGUUUCCAUGCA
Musa acuminata subsp. malaccensis (wild Malaysian banana) is the source of this 795-nucleotide messenger RNA. RefSeq names its product protein C2-DOMAIN ABA-RELATED 11. The record is from RefSeq and is a predicted model, not a curated record. NCBI's taxonomy places the organism in Eukaryota, Viridiplantae, Streptophyta, Magnoliopsida, Zingiberales, Musaceae.